UCCAAGCAAAUAACAACCAACGGAGAAUUUAUAAAAAUAUAUCGAGUAUUGGAAAACCAUAUUUGUGGCAAAAACUAUUACUUAUAAACUUUUGAGCGCGCUUACUUAAAAGCUGCUCGCCACUACCUCUGAGUACAACAACAAAAUCAUACCAACAAUUACAUUGCCAAAAACGACAACAAAAUGGGUUUUGGACGGCAGGAGAAUACGCUGGAGAAGCAAAUCGGCUGCGUGAAAUAUACACUUUUCUGCUUUAACAUUGUCGCAUGGAUGUUUGCCACCGCCUUGUUUGCGCUCAGCAUUUGGUUGCGCGCCGAGCAGGGCUUCAACAAUUGGCUGUCCAUACUUCAGGCACAAUCAUUUUACAUUGGCGUCUACAUAUUUAUCGGCACAAGCAUCAUCAUGAUGGCUGUAUCGUUUUUGGGUUGCCUCAGCGCGCUGAUGGAGAAUGUUUUGGCGCUACUAGUCUUCCUAGGCACGCAGAUUUUCGGUUUUGUUGCAGCCGUGGCUGGAUCGGCCGUACUGCUUGAUUAUAGUACCAUGCAUUCCAGCCUUCAACCGCUGUUGAGCAGGUCGUUGACAAGUUUUGUUAGUACCUCAGAGUAUUCGCAUUCCACAUACGUGCUUAAUAUGAUUCAGAGUAAUAUUGGCUGCUGUGGUGCAACUGGUCCGUGGGAUUAUUGGAAUCUACAUCAACCAUUGCCAGAUUCAUGCCGCGAUACUGUGAGCGGCAAUUGUUUCUUUAAUGGUUGUGUCGACGAAUUGACUUGGUUCUUUACGGGCAAGACUUCAUGGAUUGUUGCCGUGGCAUUGGGAUUGGCUCUGUUGCAUGUAAUCUGCGCUGUUUUGAGUUUGGUAUUGGUGCAAGCUGUUAAGAAGGAGGAAGAUGAAGCGCGUACCUACAGGCACUGAGAAGUGCGAGUUGCUGGAUAGUAAUUAAAGUAAGGAUAAACAGUGAGAGAGGGUAUUGGAGUCGAAUAUGAAUGCUGAUUGUUGCUGGAAAUGCAUACCUGUUCUUUAAACGCGCGCAUUGAGUUCCGUUGGAAAUCGACAAUUUUAAAACUCUACUUUUUUUUAACACAAAACCGCCGAAUGAACUUUUUACAUACCACAUAAAUAUUUUUCAUACAUAUUUAAUUUUUACAGUUACCCAUUAGAUUUUUAAGGUUGUUAACAAAAGAUACCUUUACAAA
Messenger RNA from Anastrepha obliqua, 1193 nucleotides. RefSeq names its product tetraspanin-2A (gene Tsp2A). Gene Ontology annotation, cellular component: membrane. The record is from RefSeq and is a predicted model, not a curated record. The transcript is spliced from 2 exons. Bases 184 to 912 code for a protein of 242 amino acids. Lineage: Eukaryota; Metazoa; Arthropoda; Insecta; Diptera; Tephritidae.